Hyalella azteca is the source of this 2091-nucleotide messenger RNA. RefSeq names its product exostosin-2 (gene sotv). NCBI's taxonomy places the organism in Eukaryota, Metazoa, Arthropoda, Malacostraca, Amphipoda, Hyalellidae. The transcript has 13 exons. Gene Ontology annotation, molecular function: glycosyltransferase activity. Gene Ontology annotation, cellular component: membrane. The record is from RefSeq and is a predicted model, not a curated record. The coding region runs from base 31 to 2091 and encodes 686 amino acids.
AGUCACUCCCAGGUGAUUUCAGAUGACAGGAUGAAAUUUUACAGGAGAAUUCCAUGUUCAAGAAAUUUUCUAAAUGUUCUCAUUUCACUUGUCAUUGUUACUGGCUCCUUGAUAGUUGCAGCAGGUGUAGCAUUCCUUCUCCUUGAGGCUAUUCAUCAUUUGAGAAGUGGUCAAGUUACAGACCUCAACUCGCAGCUUCAAAGUCCAAGCCAAUGGGAGUCUAUUGUAGUGCAGAGCAAGGGCAUUGCGCCCACACCCUCCGUCCAUUCCUGUCACCACCACUCCUGCUUUGAUGUGUAUCGCUGUGGCUGCACUCAUCACUCUCACAUUACUGUGUAUGUUUACCCACUUGCGCAUUUCAUUGAUGAGGAUGGAGUUGAGAUCAAUCCAAUUUCGAAGGAGUUUUUGGAGAUCGUCGAGGCCGUGGCCAACUCCCGCUACUACGUGAGCGACCCCAAGGAUGCCUGCAUUUUCUUCCCUACCAUUGACCUGCUCAAUGAGAACAACCUCAGGAAGGACAUGAUUGGCAGGGCUCUUGCUGGUCUCAAAUACUGGAAUGAAGGAACCAACCACCUUCUUUUCAAUUUCCUGCCGGGGACUGCACCUCAUUUCACCCCUCGUUUGGGAGUAGAGCGAGGCAAGGCCAUAGUGGCUGGAGCUGGUUUUUCUUCUCACACUUUCAGAAGGAACUUUGAUAUCUCCUUGCCUGUGUUCAACCCGGCCUACAACAACCAGCCUGUCACCAACAACUCUAUAGACCAGCGUCCAUGGUAUCUGGUUUCUUCACAAGUGAAUCUACACCGCGAUUACUAUGAAGAGUUGCUUGCCCAGACCCCUGGCAACCCUAUGCAGCGGCAGCUGCUGCUGCUGCACAUCUGCUCUGACACGGUGCUGCAGCGAAUUCAGCGGCAGCACCAAACUUCAUCCCGCAGUGGCGCUCAAGAUGAAAAGCCUUUUAGCAAACUGCAGUACCGAUGCAGAGGCGAGCAAGUCUUCCCUUAUCCUCAAAUCCUUGAGGAGUCACAGCUUUGCUUGGUGUCGCGUGGAGGUCGUCUGGGCCAGGCAGUUCUUUACGACGCUCUGCGGGCAGGCUGUGUGCCUGUAAUUGUGGCUGACACUUUGGUUCUUCCUCUCAGUCAGGUGUUGGAUUGGCGGGUGGCAAGCGUUCAAGUCUACGAGGACGACCUGCCUGAGCUGCUGCUGAUGCUGCAGCGCGACCUCAGCAGUGACAGGCUGGCGCAGUUACAGCAACAGGUACAGUGGCUGUACGCACAGUACUUCUCAAGCGUAGGGACGCUGGCAUUGACCACCCUGGAUCUGCUCAACGAGCGCGUGUUCCCUAUGCAGCGCAGGCGCCGUGCCCUCUGGAACAGAAACCCUGCCACGGCUGGGGCUGACAACCCCCUCUUCCUGCCCCUCACCGCCCCCCCACACGAGGGCUUUACUGCUGUCAUCCUCACCUACGACAGGCUCGACUCCCUCCAACAGAUGAUCCAGACGUUGUCUCGAGUGCCGUCUUGCAAGAAGGCUCUCGUCGUGUGGAACAACCAGCAAAAGUCGCCACCAGCAUCGCUGUCCUUGGAUAAUUUGGUUGUGGCUGUUGUGCGGCCACCAGAGAAUCGCCUGAGCAAUCGCUUCUUCCCUUACAACGAGAUCACCACUCAGGCCAUCCUCUCCCUCGACGACGACAUCAACAUGAUGACUCCCGAUGAACUCGAAUUCGGAUACCAGGUGUGGCGCGAGUUUCCCGACCGUCUCGUUGGUUUCCCGUCACGCAACGUCCUCUGGAGUAACGCUAGUCGCUCCUGGAAGUACGACUCAGAGUGGACCAAUGAGGUGUCGAUGGUGCUGACAGGCGCUGCGUUCUACCACAAGUAUUGGAGUCACGUGUACACCACGGAGCUGCUGCCCAGCGUCAGGGACUGGGUGGACCAGCACAUGAACUGUGAAGACAUCGCGCUCAACUUCGUCAUCGCCAACCGCACCGGCAAGGCGCCCAUCAAGCAGAUGACGUGCUCUGACAUCUCUGACUUGCUUAACAAUCUGACCUACUCUGACAUCUCUGACUUGCUUAACACUGACGUGCUCUGA